UUACGCGUCGGCUAUGGGGGGUGGGGGGGAGGAAAAGAAAAUGAUCUAUGUCUUUAACGAAUAAUGCUUGGAAAUGAUCAAAUAAAAUAUAUUAAAAAAAAAAGAAAUUAUACUAGAAAAAGAAAUAAAAAGUUUUAAGUUAAAAGAAAUACUACUUUUAGGGGGCAGCUGGGUGACUCAGUAGAUUAAGAUAUUAUAAUUUGUUCAGCCAUUUUCCAGUUGAUGGAAACCUCCCCCCACUUUUAGUAAGCUACUCUAAGGGCAGGAAAGACUGAAGAACACCCUGUAAUAAGCUUCUAUCAACUCUGAAAUUCAUUCCUCCUCAGUACCCCCUUCCUUCUGAUUGAAGAGAGUAGAGUAGAAAGCUCCUCCUAGAUUCUUCAUUUAAGGAGGUUACUAACCUCAGCAGCCCUCCUAUCAUUUCCUACCUGGCUGCACUCCUCUGGACUCUAAUCAUGCCCCACCACACUCAGUGGGUCCCCUUUCCUCUCCCUGCUUUCAGCCUCUUUUUAUUUGUCUUCUCCCAUUAGAAUGUGAACUCCUUUAGACAGGGACCAUCUUUUGCCUUUUUUUUUUAUCCCCAGCACCUAGUAUAAUGCCUAGCACUUAAUAAGUAUUUAAUAAAUAUUUGUUGAUUUAUUGAUAUAUUUCUGUAACUGCUAACAUUUUAUUUAAAAAUUUUACAUCAGUAUUCAUUAGGGAUAUUGAUCUAUAAUUACUUUCUCCAUUUCAUCUUUCCCUAGUUUAGUUAUCAAGAACAUAUUGGUAUCAUUGAAAACAUUUGGUAGAGUUCUUUGUUUUUCUAUUUUUGUAAACAUUUUGGGUGCCUUUGGAAUGAAUUGCUCUUUGAAUAUCUGAUAUAUUGUGAAUAGAUCUGGUUCUGUUUUAUUUUUUCUUUAGGAAUUAAUUUAUGGCUUGUUUGAUUUCUUUUUCUAAGAUGAAGUUAUUUAAGUUCUUUAUCUCUUUUUCUAAUAAUCCACAUAUUUUACAUUUUUGUAAAUAUUUAUCCUUUCAUCUAUCAGUUUUAUUGGCAUGUAAUGGAAUAAAAUAGUUUCUAAUAACUUUUAUAAUUUGUCAAUGGAGAGAAUAUAGACACAGACUAUAACUCCAACUUAAAACAAAUCUGUCACAGAAAUAACUUUGCCAAGAAUUCAAGAGAUUAGGCCUGAGGCUAACUGGGUUAAGUGACUUGCCCAGAGUCACAUAGUCUGACCUCAGAUUAAACUCAGAUCUUCCUGACUCCAAACCUAGGCAUUAUCCAGUUGCCCAUUGUUGUCAUUAUCUUUAAUGAUUUUUUGUUUCUAUGUUUUUUUUUUCCUUUGACCUAGCCAUUAUUUAGGAUUAAGUUAUUUAGUUCAACUUAAUUUUUACAUUGUAAAGAUGUAGUAGCACUAACAAUUAGAGGAGAAAAAGAAAUUGAAGGGAUUAAAGUAGGUAAUGAGGAAACUAAACUAUCACUCUUUGCAGAUGUUAUGAUGAAAUACUUAAAGAAUCCUAGAAAAUCAACUAAAAGGCUAUUGGAAAUAACUUUAGCAAAGUUGUAGGGUACAAGAUAAAUCCACAUAAAUCAUCAGCAUUUCUACAUAUCUCCAACAAAAUGCAGCAGCAAGAGUUAGAAAGAGAAACUCCAUUUAAAAUCCCUCUAGACAAUAUAAAAUAUUUAGGAAUUUAUCUACCAAGACAAAUACAGGAAUUAUAUGAACACAACUACAAAACACUUUUCACACAAUUAAAAUCAGAUCUAAACUGAGAAAACAUUAUGUUAGCUCAUCCUACUCAUGAACAAUUAAUAUUUUUUCUCAUAAGUUCCUCUGGAUUGACCUGGGUUGUUCCAUUGCUGCUAGUAGAAAAGUCCAUUACAUUUGAUUGUGCCAUAAUAUUAUCAGUCUCUGGGUACAAUGUUUUGGUUCUGCAUCUUUUGCUCUGCAUCAAUUCCUGAAGGGUGUUCUAAUUCACAUGGAAUUCCUCCAGGAAUUCCUUUCAGCACAAUAAUAUUCCAUCACCAUCAGAUACCAUGAUUUAUUCAUCUGUUCCUAAUCGAUUUUCCAAUUUUUUAACACCACAAAGAGUGGCUAUAAAUAUUACACUAUGCCUCCUUUGCUUCUUGAGAAUGCCAUCACCAUAGUGCAGGCCCUCAUUACUUCACACCUGCAAUAACCUGCUAGCAGUCAGCCUGCCAUAAAUUUCUCCUCAGCCCAGUCAAUCUUUCAUUCAACUGCCAAAGUGAUUUUCCUAAAAUUCACAUCCACACCCGUCUAUUCAGUAAACUCUAGUGGUUCCCUCUCACCUCUUAGGAUAAUAUAUAAAAUCUUCUGUUUGAUAGUCAAGGUUUUUUUUCUAUUCAUCAUUAUUUACAACACCAGUGGUGUCAACUCAAAUAGAAACUAAAUCAAACACAAUGAUCCUUGUGGGGAGCUUAUUGAAUUAGAAAAUCACAUCUUAACAAUUAUUUGUGUUUUGUUGUAUUUUUAUUUAUUUAAAAAUAUUUCCCACUUAUAUUUUAACCUAGUUUGGGAAUGGCAGCUUGACACCUUUGUAUGGCACAAUAUUAUGUUACAUUUAUAUACCAUAAAUUGUUUAAACUUUUACAUUGACUAGUAGAAUAAUGCCUUUUUUUUUUAAUCCUUACCUUCUGUAGAGUGGUAAGGGCUAAGCCAUGGGGGUUAAGUGACUUGCCCAGGGUCACACAGUUUUGAAGUGUCUUGGCCAGACUUGAAUUCAGGAUCUCCUGUCUUUAGGCCUGGCUCUCAAUCCAUUGAGCCAACUUGCUGCCCCCAGGAUAAUAUCAUACAGGAAUAGAGGGGAUAGUAAAAUGAAAAUUUUUAAGGAUAUGGGAGAUUUGACCAUGUUUAUAGGUAAUGAGGAAAGAGCUAAUCAGUGGUGAGAGAUAGAAAAUUAAAAAUGAGGGAUGAGUUUGGAGGCAAACUGCUAGAGCAGGGGAACUAGAAAACAGGUUGAAUUUGAUAAAAAAGGGUUUUUUAAAGAUGUAGAUUAGAGGUGAAUACAGACUUACCAAAAAUGGCCUCUUUAUAGUAAAGUAUGAGGCUGGGUAUUUUGCUGAGAGGUAGGGGAGAACAGGUACCAGAAUAGGCUCAAAAAGAGAAGGCUCAGAACACUCUCUUGGGAGUGAGAAUCAACUAGGGAAGAAUAAAAUAGAUUCCCUUGCUGCUAGAAAGUCUCUGGUAAGAUUAAAUGGCGUAAAUGUGUAGUGGAGUCAUUCAGCAUAAUCUUGUUACUUUUGCCAUCACCUUUCAGUAGCAGAGAAGUAGGAAGUCUAAUGAGAGUAUAAUUUAGGCAUGAGCAGAGAGAGGACAACAGGUAGGAUUUUGUUCUUUGUGACAGGAAAAAACUUACAGAGAUUAAAAGCACUAUACAAUAUCUGAAAUAAACCAGUUAUUCAUUUUGGGGCCUACUGACUAUCUAAGAUACAUACAAAUACCCACAUGCCCUCUGAAGGACUAUUAAUUGUCCAUUUAGCUGUAUAUCUUAAUCUGGACAACAGGCAUUCUUCUGAAGUGGGGCACUUUAUAAAGCCAGUCUGGGCAUCCAAAAGUUCAAAUGAAUGGAACCAGUAUUUAUUUAUUAAUCUAUUAAUUAAUAAAUGAAUCUACUGACCAGGGCAGACUUUCCUAGUGAAAGCUGCGUCAGACUGAAAUUACAAUGCAAUUUUUAUAGGGUGCAAGACACAAAGAAAACAAUGUCCAUUAAUGAGACAUAACCUUGAUGAUCAGAUGCAAAAUAAUUGAAGCAAGCGAGCCUUAUUGUCUAGAAGCCAGAUUUGUCAUUAGCUUGGGGUACGGGACAUUCCAUUGUAUAUCUUAUAUAUUUUUUUCAAUGAUACUUUGCUUUGCUUUAAUAAAGUUUCUUUCCCUUUUUUUGGAUUCUUCAAAUGAAUUUUCAAUUACAAAAUAACAAACUAUGGCCCUAAAGCAGGUUUAGAAAAUGAUAGCCAGAAAAAUACAUGUACAAGAAUAUUCAUAGCUGCACUCUUUGUGGUGGCCAAAAAUUGGAAAAUGAGGGGAUGCCCUUCAAUUGGGGAAUGACUGAACAAAUUGUGGUAUAUGUUGGUGAUGGAAUACUAUUGUGCUCAAAGGAAUAAUAAAGUGGAGGAAUUCCAUGGAGACUGGAACAACCUCCAGGAAGUGAUGCAGAGCGAAAGGAGCAGAACCAGGAAAACAUUGUACACAGAGACUGAGACACUGUGGUACAAUCGAAGGUAAUGGACUUCUCCAUUAGUGGCAAUGCAGUGUCCCUGAACAGUCUGCAGGGAUCUAAAAAACACUAUCCAAAAGCAUAAGAUAAACUGUGGGAGUAAAAACACUGAUGAAAAGCAACUGCUUGACUACAGGGGUGGAGGGGAUACGACUGAGGAGAGACUCUAAACAAACACUCUAAUGCAAAUACCAACAACAUGGAAAUGGGUUUGAAUCAAGAACACGUGAUACCCAGUGGAAUCGCGUGUGGGCUAUGGGAGAGGUGGGGGAGGCAGGGAGGGAAGAAAAGAAAAUGGUCUUUGUUUCCAAUGAAUAAUGUUUGGAAAUGACCAAAUAAAAAUUAAAAAUUUAAAUUUAAAUUUAAAAAAAAGAAAGAAAGAAAAUGAUAGCCAUUGGCACAGGAUGGAGAAGCUCACAAGUGGCAGAGGCAAGGAGUAGCCAAAGCAGGGCUUAGACUUUCAUGGGCAGAUAAAACUGUCCAGAGGGUUGUGUCCUAACAUUAGCACACGUACACUAUACUAACUUCUUUGUUAGUAAGGGAGUCACUUUCUCAUGGUUACUGAUCAUAUGUUGUUCUGAGCUGACUGACCUUCAGGAAAGUUCAUUUCUGAUUUCUGCUUUCUCCAGCUACUUGAUUUUUUCCUAUGUGGCUAGUUAGGCCAAACUCAGUUAUAGAUCUCUUUCAGGAAACUACAGUUUUCCAGAGCUUAAUGUAAUCAGAAAAAUAAUAUCCUCAAACAGGUCAACCUGGAAGACUUCAUCAUAUAUUGGCACUCUCCCUUGUAUUUGAACUUUGUUUUGGCUGUUCUCUGUGACAAGAACAAAAAUUUGCAUAUAGAAAGCAUAUAUUUCCCUAUUUUAUGCUUUGCCUCAAGAUGAUUUCCAAAUUUAUUUCCAUUAUUCUUGGCUAUAAACCUAGUUCUUUUGCCUUCUGGAACAUCAUAUUCGAAGCUCUCUGUUCCUUAAUGAGGUGACUUCUGAAUCUUGUAUGAUCCUCACUAUGCCUCUAUAAAACUUAAAUUCUCUCUUUCUGGCUGCUUGCAGAACUUUUUCUGUAACCUAAGAGCUCUGGAUUUCUAAUAUGAUAUUCCUGAGAAUUUUCAUUUGCAGUUUCUUUCAGGAAGUGACCAGUGAAUUCUUUUAAUUUCUACUUUUACCUCUUUUUUCCCCAAUUUUAAAAAAAAUCAAGUCUAUUUUUAAUUCCAAAUUCUGUCCCUUCUCCACUCAUUGAGAAGGCAAGAAAAACAAAAUCCAUCAAAAAUAGGUAUAGUUAUGCAAAAUAAAUUCCUGAACUGGCCAUGUCCAAAACACGAAAGAAAAGAAGAGAAGAAAAUACACUCUGAAUGCAUCAACUCUAUCUAAAAGUGAAUAGCAUAUUUCAUCAUUUCUUUGGAAGUGUAAAUAGUCAUUAUGUUAGACAGAGUUACUAAGUCUUCUAAAGUUAAUUGUUUUUACAAGAUUGCUAUUAUUAAUGUGUAAAUUGUUCUUUUGGUUCUACUCACUGCAUUUUGUAUCAAUUCAUAUAAGUCUUCCCAGGUUUUUAUGAAACCAUCCCCAUAUCAUUUCUGAAAGCAUAAGAAUAUUCCAUCACAAUUAUAUAUGACAACUUGGUUAUCCAUUUCCGAUUGUUAGUUAUCUUCACAAGUUCCAGUCUUUGCCACUACAAAAGUAGCUCUUAUAAAAAUUUUUGUACAUAUGGAUUCUUUCCCUCUUUCUUUGAUCUCUUUGAAGUAUAGAUCUAAUAGUGAAAUCACUGGGUCAAAGCAUAAGCAUAGCUUAAUAGAUUUUUUUGUUGCCCUCUGGUUCUAAGAUAUCUGGGCAGUUUUCUUUAAUUAUUUCUUGAACUAUAAUGUCCAUCUAGACUUUCUUGUUUUUGUUCAUGAUUUUUAGAUAAUUCAGUGAUUCUUAAAUUACCUAUUUUGAUCUGUUUUCCAAGUCAUUUGUUUUUUCCUGUGAGAUAUUUCAUUUUCUUCUAAUUUUUAAGUCUUUUCAUGGAAUCAAUAGAAUUAUUUCUUCUAUAUGGCCAAUUUUCUAGAAGUUAUUUUUUUAAGUAUCAUUUUUAAACUGUACCUUCCACCUUAGAAUCAAUACUAUAUAUUGGUUCUAAGGCAGAAGAAUGGUAAGGGCUAAGCAAUGGGGAUGAAGUGACUUGCCCAGGGUCACACAGCAAUUAAGUUUUUGAGGAUAGAUUUAAUCUCCAAGCCUCAUUCUCUAUUCAUUGAGCCACCUAGCUGACCCAUAGCUGUUAAUUUUCUUUUCAGUAUCCCAAAAUGAAUAGCAUAUUUCAUCAUGUGUUCUUUGGAAGUGUGUAUAUAAUGUAUAUGAUCUAAGGAUAGACCUUUUCGCUGCUCUCCUGGUGUGAGCCUUAAAAGUUCCUGGCCCAGAUUUGGGUCUGUUGAUUUAUCUAUGGCUGUGUUCUAUUGGAUUGCUACUACACUCAGUCACUGUUAGUCCACUGGGAGUGCUGGCUCCCUUUUGUUCUGUGACCCUGGUUAUUCCAUUAUAGGCUAAAGGUUACAUCUGAGUCCCUGCUCGAUUCCUGGGCUUAUAGCUACACAGCUGUUUCUGGAACUUGUUCCUUGCUCAGUACAUAGAUAGCUAGGAAUCACACUCUACUGGCUGCUCUCCUCCCUAGAACCAUGUCCUAGACCUGAAUAAUGGGCGACAGAGCCACCAGCUGGCACCUCACACCUACCAAUAGUUCAGAGAUCUCUUGGAAUUUCUUUUUGUCGUGAUUCUUCCUAUACCUGCUCCUCACUUGGUAAAGUAGCUUCCAACCUCUCUUUCCCUAAGCUGCUCUAGGCUGAAAAAAUUACUUACCACUUUUUCUUGGCUUUCUCAAUCAGAAUUUAGUCUGGUAGGUUUUUUUUAGGGUGUUAUAGAUCUGAGUGAGCUAGGCAAAAAUGCUUUUUCUCACUCUGCCUUCUUAAUUCUGCCUCUGUAAAGAGAUCUUAUAUUUCCUGCACCUUUUAGUCUGUUGUGUUACUGUAAAUAUGUUUACUAUAGAAUAUUACUUGCAAAAGUCUGCUUGUUCCCUCCCAAGAAUUUCAAGAAUGUAAUUCUUAUUCUAUGUAAGGAUGUAAUUCUAUAUGUAGUCUUAAAAAGAUUUUGUAGAGAUGAGUAAGUAGAGGCAUUGGUGACAGUUAUUGGCAUCCUCAUGAUAUAGCCUCAUAAUCUUUUUUAAAAAGCAUAAAGUCUAUGAUUUUUCCUACUAUUUUGUAUCCUUUCUUCUUUGUAGUAUCUUGAGAAUCAGCACCUUAGCAAUCUCAAAAUUUUGUCACCUGUAGUGUUGAACUCCUUUGUGAAUCCUUAACCAAUUUUAGUGGCUCUUUCCAUCUAUAUAUUAGAGUCCAGAUAUUCUGCCUCUAUUGCUAUUGAUAAAGAAAAAUGUUGCAGAAAAUUUGACAAGUCUUUCCCACUUUUUCUUUUCAGUUUGUGAUCCUACAGUUUUUAUCCUUAUGAGCCUUGAUUUUGAAUGAACUGGCCCUCUUACCAGAUUUUCUGAAAACUGGUUUUUCCCUUUACUACUCCUUGUUUUAGGGGUUACUACUGCUCACAGUCUUUCCCCAUCAUCAUCCAUAAGAUUUUUUUUAAAGCCUGUACCUUCUGUCUAAUACAAGUAUUGGUUCCAAGGCAAAAGAGUGGUACUUGUCCAGGAUCACACAGCUAAGAAGUGCCUUGAGGACAGUUUUGAACCCAAAAUUUUCCAUCUCCUGAGUUUCCAUCUACUAAGCCACUUCACCUCAAGAUCCCAUCACCCAUAAGAUUUUACAAAAAGAGUUUAUAUUCUAAACUGGCAUUGCUCUUGGCUUACACAUCUCUCUGCUGUCUGAUUUGGUUUUUUGCCUUUUGGGGGGCUGAUUUCCAUAAAGUAAAUUUCCUUAGCAAAUAGUAAUAGUCUUUGUCAACAUUUGAUGUUAAAAAAUAUCAUUUUGUAUAUUGCUUUUAACACACCAUGUAUCUCACAUACUAGUACUAGUUGUAUUUUAUAAAUAUGAAAAAUAAUUUGUUAUAUUCUUCCAGAGUAAGCAAUAUGUGAAAUAAGAUGUGUUAAAAUUGAUUAAAGACCCUUUUUAAAAAUCAACAUAGUGUUUCUGAAUAUCCCACCUCUUCUCAGAGAACCAUCUCAUAUAACAAGUGUUUUUUUAGAAAGACAAAUUUUAAAAAAAUGAAAAAUCAGUAUUAGUAAUUAGUGCAUUGAAGAAGUCUAAAAAUAUAUACACUGUACACUUGGGAACCUUGUCACCUCUACAAACAGGGGUUGAGAGUAGAUGCACGUGUCUCCUCAUGUUUCUUCUUUUGAGUUGUGAUUGUUCUAUUUUAGAAUUGAUACUAAGUCAGGGUUCCAAGACAGUACCCAUGAGGGUUAGGUAAUUGGGGUUUAGUGACUUGCCCCGGGUCACACAGCUAGGAAGUGUCUAAGGCCAAAUAUGAACACAGGACUUGAUACUCUCUCUAGGUCUGGCUCUCUUAUCUGCUGAGCCACCUAGCUACCCCUACAUUCACUUUUGAUUUUUUUUUGUUUCCAUUGUUAUAGUCAUUAUGAAUAUUGUUCUUUUGGUUCUACUUACUUCACUGCAUUAUUUCCUAUGGAUAUUUCUGUGCUUCUCCCAUAUGCAUCACAUUUUUUCUGAGUAAAGACUUAACUAAUCAGUUUCAAUCCAUUGUAAGAUCCCAUACUAAUUUUUUAUUUAAUAGUGUUUUGUGCUGUCAUUCAAAAUUAUUUGGUUUUACUUAACCACAUAACUCAAGAUAAUUAAAUAUAUUGGAAUCUAAGAGAUUUUUGUUUUGAGAUAGUUUUAGCAAAUACUGUAAAAUGACUGUCUUUUUACUUUUGUUUAGAAUAAAGGGAAGAAGUCCUUUAAGGAAAGGAAAAUGAAGCUUGGACGAGUUCACGCCAAUGCUCUAGCAUAUUCUAUGACUACUUUGGGGAGUGGGAUGAUGAGUACUGUCUUUAAUUUUUACUAUAUGCAGCUUUUUUUGAAGCAAUACAAGAUUUCAGAAGCUGCCUUUCACCAGUCUCAGAUAAUUUUUAUGAUUUGGAACACUUUUAAUGACCCUCUUUUUGGAUACAUUCAAGACAACUCCAAGGCAUCUUAUUGUUCUGGACGUCAGACUGCUAUCUUGUAUGGUGCCCCUUUCUAUGCACUGGCUUUCCUCCUUCCUUGGUUCCCUUGGAAACAAUACCACGAAGGUGACUGGCUCAGCGGGCUCCACCUUGUGGUGUCCCUAUGUGCAUUUGAUGGCAUGCUGACUUUUGUACAACUAGCCCAGUGUGCGCUGUUUGCAGAGAUUUCCACUCGACAUGAGAGUCGACUUCAGCUUAUCAAAUAUAACCAAGUGGCCUCUCUAGUGGGAUCUACCAGCAUACUUUUCUGUGGCCUUAUCUCUGAUAACAUGGAAAAUUUACCUUAUUUCCAGGCUUUUUCCAUUGUCAUUGCUGUUCUUGCUACUGCCUGCCUUUUUUAUACUGGCAUUUACAGUAUGAGUCACUAUGAACUUAAAAGAAGUCCUGGAGAAAGCACUGACUCAGAAAGUGAAUCAGAGUUCUCUUGGUCCUCAGUUAUCUUAUUGACCAAACAAAUCUUAACCCAGAAAAAUUUUCUGCUUUUCUUGUCAAUGAAUUUUUUCCAAGUUUUCCAUUUAACCAUCUUCAACAACUUCAUGAUGAUCUUUGCUGAUAACCUCAUUCCCAAAGAUGCUUUUUCUUCUUCCAUGAGGAGCAUCAUGUAUGGGGCAGGGUUUAUUUGUCCACAGUUUCUUGUGCUUAUUAGCCACUCCUGGCUCAAGAAGUUUGGUUACUAUAAGGUCAUUUUAUUUUCCUUCUAUAUAGAAGGAGCAGCUGCAACUGUGAUGUUGCUCCUGGGACAGGAGCACUAUUACAUUUUGGCAUUUUAUCUCACAGCUAGCAUGGUAGUAGUUCAAGCCUCAUUUAGUUUGUUCAAUCUACCCCUGGCUGACAUCAUUGAUGCGGAUGUAGUUAAAUUCAACCGGAAAUCACCCCUUUCUUCGAUGGUUUUUGGAACCAAUGCUUUAUUUACCAAACCUGCUCAGUCCUUAGCACCAAUGGUUAUAGUCACUGUGUUAAACAAGUUUGGAUAUGAGCAGCUAAAUAAGACGGCCUUCCAGGUUGAUCCCAGUUUAUUAACAGGUCUUCAUGAUGCAAUGUUCAUCUUAAUUUGCCUGCUUCCUCUCUGCAUCACCAUAAUCCAGAUUCUGGCUUGGACUCCCUUUUCUAUCAGGAGCAGCCAUCACACCAACUGGGCAGUGACCCUGUAACAAGAAUAUAUUCUAUCAUGGGAUUAAAAUGUGGCUAAAGGUUUUUGUAUUUUUUAUUUAAAAUUUUUUCAAUCAACAAAAAUUUGCCUUCUCUCCCUUUCCCCUCCUCCUCAUUGAGAAAGAAGAAAAAGAAAAGCCUUGUAACAUUUGUAUUGUUUUUUAUAUUGAAUUAUACUCUGCCAGAAGGAAAAGCUGCUCAUUAUCACCUCUUAUCUUUUAAAACCAACUUCAAGGGCUCUUUUAUGUCCUCUGAUUAGGGGACUAAAUGCAGUUUGUUAUUAAAUAACAAUCUGUUUCUGGUUGCUGUAGAUGAUCAUAUUAUAGUUAUCAGAAUGUCUUGUAACCUCAGUAUAACAGCCUUGGCUCUAGGUAAUGGAAUUGUGGCAUGAAUUGGUUAGAUGAAUUCUCUGGGUGUGAGUGGGUGGCCCUAGAAUAUACCUGGCUAUAUACAUUUCUUCCAGAUUCUUGGAUACACCAUACUUUUCUGAACUGAUUUUUAGGAAUUGAUUGAUUCUUCAAGUGGGGACGAAGCCCAUGUAAGCAUUUGGAUUUGUUGGAAAACAUUAUUGUACUACUCUCAGGAAGUCUUUUAGUUAGCUGGUGAACCUUUGGAAGUUUUGGGAUAAGGAUGAGAGAAUCAUGUGGUUCUCAGAUUUGAAUGUGGCCCAUCAGUGUUUCAGAAUUGAGGAGAAAGAUGAUAUCCAAAAACAGGGGUACUUGCAUUUUUUUUAGUUUGAAUUUACCUUUAAAUCAGAAUCUAUGAAACCAGCUAGACUUUUCUCCAUUAUCAUGACUAAAAAUGGAGAUAGUGAUCUCACUUUCCUCCAAAUGGACUCAUGUCUUCCAUUUUACCUUUGAAAUGAGGAAUUAAGGAUCAAACUUUACUUAGUCGAAAUUAUCGUUUUCAAAAAUUGUGCCCAAAGGGCAGCUAGAAGGCUUAGCGGAGUGAAAGCCAGGCCUUGAGACAGGAGGUCCUAGGUUCAAAUUUGGCCUCAGACACUGCCUAGCUGUGUGGCCAUAGAUAAGUCACUUAAUCCCUGUUGCCUAGCUCUUACUGCUCUUCUGCCUCAGAACCAAUUCACAAUAUUGAUUCUAAGGCUUAAAAAAAUUUAUGCCUAUCUUAUUUGGUAUAUAGUUUUUGGAUGACUCAUCUGGGGUAUUCCUAUUGUGGCAUGGACCUGCCUACCAUUCAUAGACCCUUUCCCCCUUACAUUGAUGCUAUAGGCUUUGAAUGAAGAUUUUACUAGAGUAGCAUCAUUAGUGGCUCUUUUAUCUAUUUUUUUUCUGAAUGUAAAUGAAGUUUGCUCUAUAUUUUCUCCAAAGGUUUUAAAAAUGUACACCUACUCAAUUUAAGGUUAUUUUGAAGAGAAGCACAUUAUAAACUAUAAAUGAUUACAUGAAUGUGAAUUGUUAUUAUUACUUGAAUAAUAUAAACUCAGCAGAAUAAACUUAAUGAAUCUGAAGUACUGUGGAAUAGUAGUCAAAUGAGAUUACAUUAACCUGAUAGCUAUUUAUUAUUUCUUAAGAAGUCUUACCAGAGAAAGAGGAGAGUGCCUUACACUUAUAUAUUUAUUGUAUAAGAUAUUGAUGUUUUUUGUUUACAUUGAAUAACUUAUUAGGAAGAGACCAUGUUUGUUUUGUUCCUGGAGCUACUCAGGAAAUAUGAAAUAAUUCCAGCUCUGCAUAUUUUAUAUGCUCUAUAAUUGUACACAGAGAUCAGAAUUUUCUUAGGAAAAAAUUCCUUUUGGUAGGAAAUUUCUUGAGAUUUUUAAAAGAGGAUAUGUAAUGUGGAAUUAUGUGCCUUCUGCUUUGCCAGUACUGGUCUUUAAAAGAAAUAAAUUAAUUUCUGUAUUAUGAAAAUUAAUAUUAUUUGGAGAAAUUGUUCUGAUUUAUAAAGGAAGUGUAACUUAAUUCUAAAAUAUGACUUUUAAAAUGUCACUUUUUCUAGGUUAUCGUUUUUUAAAUUGUUUGAUAAUAAUAAACCCAGCUAAUUUCAGUAU
Monodelphis domestica (gray short-tailed opossum) is the source of this 12493-nucleotide messenger RNA. Lineage: Eukaryota; Metazoa; Chordata; Mammalia; Didelphimorphia; Didelphidae. The record is from RefSeq and is a predicted model, not a curated record.